Molecule: messenger RNA, 4546 nt
Organism: Conger conger (European conger)
Lineage: Eukaryota; Metazoa; Chordata; Actinopteri; Anguilliformes; Congridae
Product: sorting nexin-25-like
Exons: 19
Coding region: 527-3436 (969 amino acids)
Cellular component (GO): early endosome membrane; intracellular membrane-bounded organelle
Molecular function (GO): phosphatidylinositol binding
Source: RefSeq, a predicted model, not a curated record
AGGAAACUCUGGGAUUGAGAUGGGUCGUCUACUUUAACGCACAGGUGUCAUGCAUAAUGUUUGUUGGAUAAUGAAGAAAAUUAGCUCAACUCUAUAAAGUUUUUUGCUUACUGUUUAUGGGCUUUAUGGACUCAAGGAGCUAACCAAACGACAGAAAAUAGCCAGCUAUCUUGUUGGUCCGUUAAUUGACUAAGGGCAAAUCGCGCUCUCCGGCUAGCCUGUUGUUUGUGGGAACAUAAAACAUAAAUCGCUCAUUCGGCUGCUGCAUUCGACAGUAAAUAUUUUACGUUUACCAAUAAACUAUUUUUUUGAACAAAUAUAAUGUAGCCUAUGCUUUUAGUCAGCUACGAUGUUGCACCGUGAGUACACGCGCACAGCGAGAGAACUGUUUUUGUCCUGUUCGAAUCGGUUAUCCCGUAACACACGCAGUCAGCUGGAAGUAACGGUUUGGAUGAAGGUCAGUCCAUCGUAAGAAGCGUAAAGUGCUUUGUCUGGUCGGGACUUGGGACAUGUCAUUUCUAUCAGAAUGCAUCUUGGUGGCACCAUUAGUAGGAGCAGUGGCCGCAUUGCCGACAAUGACUCCUCGUCGUUCGGGACGGUUUAUUCCUCCUCCCCGUUCUUCCUGGCGGCCGCUGCGCUCGGACUCGCAACAGUGGCACUUUUCCAGUUUGGCGACGGGGGAUUUACAGUGACAUCGUUCUUCUUGAACCUUUUCAUAUACGUGUCCUUCGUCCUGAUUUGUUUUUUGUUUGGAUGUUUUGUGCUACUUGCGAAGCAGAGUUCCCCUAAAAUUCACAAGUUUGAAACAGUGAACAGGAAUACGACGCACUUACUGGAUUUGUUUAAUAAAAUGAUGGGGAGCUUUUCCGGCCCUCCGUCAGAGUUGGUGCAGAUGAGGCGGGUGGUGAUAUCGCACAACGUGGACAAGGCCCUAAAGGAAGUGUUUGACUACAGCUACAGGGACUACAUCCUCUCCUGGUACGUAGCACUGAGCCGGGAUGAAGGGCAGCUGUACCAGCUGCUGUCUGAAGACUUCUGGGAAACGGCACGGCAGCUGCGGAGCCGGCUGGCCGACGUGGACAUGGUGACCGUGGUCUGCAACGACAUCGUCAAGGCCCUGCACAGCCACUUCUGUGACCUGAAGGCUGCCAACACCAGGCACGAGGAGCAGCCCAGGCCCUUCCCCCUGCACCCGUGCCUGCGCAGCCCGGAGGAGGAGCUGCGCUUCCUGCGCUCCUGCGCCCGCCUGCUGCUGCUGUGUCUGCUGCCCGCGCGCGACACCCAGUCCUACAGCCUGCGCGUGGUGCUGGCCGAGGUCUUCGCCACCAAAGUGCUGAAGCCGAUGGUGGAAGUGCUGAGCGACCCAGACUACAUCAACCGCAUGCUGCUGGCCCAGCUGGAGCACCGGGAGCAGGUGAGCGAGCACCACAAAAAGGCCUACACCUACGCCCCGUCCUACGAGGAGUUCAUCAAGCUCAUCAGCGGCAGCUCCGACGUGGAGUUCCUCAAGCAGCUGAGAUACCAGAUUGUCGUGGAGAUCAUCCAGGCAACCACCAUCAGCAGCCUACCUCAGUUGAAGAAGCAGAAAGACGGCAAAGGGAAAGAGACGGCGGCCAUGAAAGCCGACCUGCUCCGCGCGCGCAACAUGAAGCGCUACAUCAACCAGCUGACCGUGGCCAAGAAGCAGUGCGAGAAGAGGAUCCGGCUCCUGGGCGGCCCCGACUACGAGCAGCAGGAGGAGGGGGUGGGCGACGAGGUGGACGGGCCCCAGAGCCAGAAGAUCCUCCAGUUUGAGGAGAUCAUGUCCAACUCUGCCUACCGGGGCCACUUCAGAGCCUACAUGGAGAGGGUGGACAAGAGGGCCCUCAUCAGCUUCUGGGAGCUGGUGGAGACGCUGAAGACCGCCAAUAAGAAUGAAGUCCCCCAGUUGGUGGGGGAGAUCUACCAGAACUUCUUUGUGGAGAGCCGGGAGAUCCCAGUUGAGAAGGCCCUGUACAAGGAGAUCCAGCAGACCCUGGUGGGGAACAAGGGAACGGACGUGUUCCACAAGAUCCAGGGCGACGUGUAUGAGACCAUGGAGGAGCGCUACUACCCCUCCUUCCUGGUGAGCGACCUGUACGAGAGACUCGUGAAGAGGGAGGAGCAGCGCGGCAACGCCAAGACCAGCGGGGAGGACAAGGACAAGAUGGGCCCGGCCAUUGAGAGCGGAGAGGAGGCCCUGGACGAGGGCAGCCACUGCCUCAACGUGCAGGCCAGCUACGCCACCAGCAAGCUGCACCAGCUCCACGACAAGCUGGAGUACAAGCGCCAAGCCCUGGGCUCCAUUCAGAACGCGCCCAAGCCCGACAAAAAGAUCGUGUCCAAGCUGAAGGAGGAGAUUGGGACCAUGGAGAAGGAGCACAGUGACCUCCAGCAGCACAUCUGCAGGACUGACUGGUGGUGUGAGAACCUGGGCCUGUGGAGGGCCGUUGUCAGCAGCGGAGAGGCUGUAGAGGAGAACGGGGAACAGAUGCCGUGCUACUCCGUGUCCGUCAGCCUCCUGGACGCCGACGAAUCCAUAAUCAACCGCUGGGUCGUCACCAGGAAGCUGAGCGAGUUCCAGGCUCUGUACAGGAAGCUGACGGAGUGUUUUCCUUCUCUCAAAAAGAUUCAGCUACCCUCAGUCAGUAAACUGCCCUUCAAAUCCAUAGACCAAAAAUUCCUGGAAAAAUCCAAAAACCAGCUCAGUACAUUCCUACAGAGAAUGCUGACGGACGAGCGUCUGUGCCAGAGCGAGGCCCUGUACGCCUUCCUCAGCCCCUCCCCCGAGCACCUCAAGGUCAUUGACAUCCAGAAGAAGUCGUCCUUCUCCCUGGCCUCCUUCCUGGAGAGACUGCCGGGGGACUUCUUCUCCCACCAGGAGGAGGACGCUGAGGAUGACAGUGACCUGUCUGAUUAUGGGGAUGAGCCUGAUGGAAAGAAGGAGUCUUUGGCUGAGCCCUGCUUCAUGCUGAUCGGAGAGAUCUUUGAACUCCGGGGCAUGUUCAAGUGGGUGCGGAAGACGCUGAUCGCGCUUGUUCAAGUCACGUUCGGAAGGACCAUAAACAAACAGAUUCGGGACACAGUACACUGGAUCUUCAGCGAGCCCAUGCUGGUGUACUACAUCAAUGUGUUCAGGGACACCUUCUGGCCCAACGGCAAGCUGGCGCCCCACAACAAGGCUCGGUCUGACGCCGAGCGCAGGGAGACCAAGGAGAGGGCCCAGCUGAAACUGCUGGACAACAUCCCCGAUGCGCUCCAGAACCUGGUAGGACAGCAGAAUGCCCGCUAUGGCAUCAUCAAGAUCUUCAAUGCCUUCCAGGAGUCCAGCGCCAACAAGCACCUCCUAUAUAUUUUGCUGGAGAUGACACUGAGAGAGCUGUGUCCUGAACUGGCCGUGGCGGUGGACCAAGUGUGACCCCUGAGGCACCCCGAAACCCUGAAUGCCAGACCAGGGACAACACCUCAGUUACCUCUCAGAUAAAAAGCUAACACUCAGCGAAGAUGUUGUCCCCUCAGCCCAGAGUGUCGGAGACAAAGCUAGUAUAACUGACAAAGACCAAAAGCCAGACACACUAUGAAUGAAAAUUUCCUGCCAAUCUUUAUUGGCACAUUACGCAAGCGAGAUAGACAAUGCAGAAGAUGUGUAUUAAAUUACCAAAUGUAAAAAUAGGCACACUAGAGAAUUGUAGUUCUUGUCUAAUUAAUUCACAUAGGCGCACAGACAGAAAAGGUGAAGGAAAUUUAUAUUAAUUUGCUUAGACACUGACAACCCUAUACAGUUCUGGAAUUAAUAUGUGUAUUAGCUGACAUAUGACAUGAUUUACACACUAUUGUAGAGGAGCAAACUUAGAAGCAGAUUCAGUCAGACUGCUGUGUGUUCUACCCUUAAUUUUGGUUACAUGUGUUUUCUCCAUUUCAAUGUGUCAUUUUGAGUACACUUUAACAUCUGCCAAAUGCAAAAGCACAUGUUCCCAAAAUGAGUUUUUUGGUCUUUUUUGUUCAUGUGAAGACAAAGUGCUGUGCAAUUGAAUCUGGCCUUAGCGGCCCUUGGCGCAAUCGUCUUUAUUUUGUUUUCAUUCCUGAUGCACAACUUAUCUGAACGUACUUGAUAACAUGCCAUUGGAAAAUGGGACAGAAAUUUUCUUAAACCAUUUGUCUUUUCUUUUAAAAUUUCCCCUGUUAUUUAUUGAAACGGGGGGUGAAGGGUAACCAGUUGUAACUGCCAGUUUCUGUAGCAGGGAGCCGGCCAUCAUUACGGACUCUUUGAAGGUCUUAUUUAUUUAUGUGAAUAGUUAUGGAAUGGUGAACAUUGUACUUUGGUUGACAAGAAGACAAACAAAAAAGUGAACAUUCCUUGGUUUUCUUUUUGUUUUGUUUUGUUUUUGUGUCCAUUAAAUGGCUUGAUUGUGCAAUACUUUAUGUAAAGGUAAUUGUGACUCUUUAACUGUUGAAUAGAAGUAGAUUUUUAUUUUUACCAAAGAAUAGAAUAGAGUAUUUAUAAGCAAUAAAUUGCAGGUGAAUAUAA